AUGUCUCCUCCAAUACAAAACCGCACCAACGAGUUCCAUUCAUGCGUAGAAUCCAUUCGAUCUCGCUCUGCUCUUCCCCGUGGUGCCGACGCCAAGCAACGGCUACUGCGGAAUGGCAAGACACAAAACAAAAGCGAGUUUUCGCGGGUGGCUACAACUAUUGGGAAGGAUAUCAGUAGUACAACGAUAAAGCUCGGGAAACUUGGCCAGCUCGCUAAACGGAAAACCCUCUUUGAUGACCGACCCGUUGAAAUCAGCGAGCUCACAUUCAUCAUCAAGCAAGACAUUGCGAACAUAAACAAGCAAAUAGCGACGCUCCAAGCACAUGUGAAGCAGAACGGGCAGGGUUCGAAGUCGGCGGAGGGAAAGCAGUUGGACGAACAUAACAAUAAUGUUGUUAUGCUCUUGCAGAGCAAGCUGGCGAAUACGAGUAUGUCCUUCAAGGACGUGCUGGAGUUGCGGACUCAGAACAUGAAGGAGUCCCGUACUCGUACGGAGCAGUUCAUGUAUUCGACGUCAAAUGCUGCUAGCCAGACUACUUCGACUUCGAUGCUCUACCAACAGCGUCCAGACCCUAUGGGAGAUGGGAGUGCGAGCCGCUACGACACCAAGGGCAAGGGACGGGCACCGCAAAAUGGGGACGUUUUGGCGUUAGACUUGGAUUCGGCAGAGGAGGGGCGGGGGGGAUCACAGAAUGGCGCAUUCCAACAGAUGCAAUUGGUUGAGCAACAGGACAACUACAUCCAAUCGCGGUCAACCGCGAUAGAAUCAAUUGAAACCACUAUUGCGGAACUUGGUCAGAUAUUCACGCAGUUGGCGACCAUGGUGGCAGAACAACGAGAGACGGUUCAGCGCAUCGAUGCGGACACGCUAGACAUCGCUGCCAACGUUGGUGGUGCCCAACGGGAACUGCUCAAAUAUUAUGCCAGUAUCUCCAGCAAUCGGUGGUUGAUGCUCAAAAUAUUUGGUGUGCUUAUUGUGUUUUUCCUCGUCUUUAUCUUAGUUUCGUGA
Messenger RNA from Mycena indigotica, 1011 nucleotides. RefSeq names its product Integral membrane protein sed5. NCBI's taxonomy places the organism in Eukaryota, Fungi, Basidiomycota, Agaricomycetes, Agaricales, Mycenaceae. The record is from RefSeq and is a predicted model, not a curated record. Gene Ontology annotation, cellular component: endomembrane system; Golgi membrane; SNARE complex. The transcript has 7 exons. Gene Ontology annotation, biological process: vesicle fusion; intracellular protein transport; endoplasmic reticulum to Golgi vesicle-mediated transport. Bases 1 to 1011 code for a protein of 336 amino acids. Gene Ontology annotation, molecular function: SNAP receptor activity; SNARE binding.